AUGAUGACUGGCAUGUUCCAGCGCCGAGAAGCGACGGUGCUUGAUGGACCGGAGAAGCUGGUUUGGAAUAGAAGGAAGGGAUCGAAGGAUAAUUCAAAUUCGGGAGCUGAGAGUACUUCGGCGAACUUUACAACGUCUAUAAUCUUGCCUACGCAUACCAGAGCACCGCGAACGGACGCCGUCGACUCCACUACGCAUCAUCUCAUUACAUAUUCGAAAAAAGGAGCCGUAGCUCACACAAGCGUCUCUACAGGCCCGACUUCAUCCAAGAGAAUAUCGGAGGCUAAAAAAUCCAGUUUGACUGCCACUGAUUCAACAACCUCAGUAGAGUGUAUCAAGAACCCAGCUUCGUCCACGGCGCCAGGCGUGGCUCCAUUUGCACCUGCAUUCAAGUCAUCAAAUUCUCGAAAACCCAGUUCAACUCCGGCUUCAGCCACCGUUCCUGAUGCUACAUAUGCCCCAGUCACCUCGAGGAGAGCUAGAAAGUCGUCCCCAAUCGCUUUGGCACCUACUUCGAUUCCAUCCGUCUCUCCUAGGCCUUUCUCUCCUACAUCAGCUCCGGCAGCUAAAAUACCAUCAUCGACCGGCAGUCCUUCAGCAUCAACCACGGCAGCCGAAAAAUCAACGAGCCCGAUUUCAAAAACUACAUCUUCCCAUGCCAAAAAGCAAGAAUCGACAGCGAUAUCCCAGACAAAAAUAUCAACACUCCUUCCCGUCAUGUCCGCAAAACACAUAUCAUCCUCUGCCUCCGCAAUAGGCCAGGCCCUAUCAGCAGUAGCCAGCCCCCUCCCAACAAACUCAGUACCCGCACUUGAAGUAGGCAGUGGCACGAGCGCAGGGGGGCCAUCUGGUGGAAAAGACUUAGAUGGAAGCAUUACCAUGGAUAGCAGCAUCGAUACCCCUCUUGGCAGAGGCAGCAAGACGACCGUGAUAGUCGGUUCUGUUGGGAUUGCUCUAGCAGCUACCGCCAUCUUCCUCGGCAUCAUCUUCCUGAUCCGCCGCCUGUUGCGCAGACGCCGCACCGGAUACACCGCCGAUUCCCCCCCGUCCUCUCCCAUCUUCAAGCCUCUCGGAUCGCCUCUGCAUUUAUCCAUGGGCCGCAGCUUAAGUCUGAGAGACGGCGACGGCGGCGAUCUAUGGGGCUUCAGCAAUGGGAAUACUAUUGCUGGGCCCAGAAUCGCGCCCGGGAGGAGGUUACUGCCGCCACCGCUGAGUCCGCUGGCACGGCUCUCGAUGGGCCACAGCAAUCGACAUUGGCAAAAUCAAUUUCCGGGGUUCGUCCUGCAUCCUAGUACGAGUAUGAAGGAUGCGAAGGGAAAGAUGGAUUUCUAG
Molecule: messenger RNA, 1332 nt
Organism: Drepanopeziza brunnea f. sp. 'multigermtubi' MB_m1
Lineage: Eukaryota; Fungi; Ascomycota; Leotiomycetes; Helotiales; Drepanopezizaceae
Source: RefSeq, a predicted model, not a curated record